CAGAAUGUCGUCUCGAGCAUUGAGGAAACUUCAAAGGAAGAGAGAUGUUGUUUCGUCAGUGGUUUCUGUAGCACAUGAAAGCAGUGAUAGAAACUCUGAUUCUGAUGCAGAGUCGGUCGUCACUCCCAAAAAGAAUCCAUUUGAGCUGUUGGGAUCUGAGAAUAGCGACGAAGCCGCUGAAGAAAGCGACAGUCCAGUCAGUGUCGUUCAGCGUCCAUCCACAGCACCCAGCAGUAGGAAGAAAAAAGCAGCCAAGAAGCAAUCAAAACAGACACUACAGCAAGACAAUCAUGAUGAUAUCGACAAAAUUUUAAAGGAGCUGCAUGACGAGUAUGGAGAUAUUGGUCUCUCUACCAAUGCCAUUGAGGCUGUUAAUAUGAAGACUAUACUUGAUCAUCAUUUUGCGAUUGAUUCUCGCAUGUUGGAUGCUGAUGUUGAAAUGAGUCGAGUCUUUGGUUCUAAAGUCGUCCGUGAUGAAAUCCGUGCCAAAAAGUAUGCCAAAACAUCCAAACGAACCAUACUUGUUCACUGUCGUCAGGCAUGGUCAAAACUCAGCAAUACUGGAAUUUCCAUGGAAGUUGUUCAAACAAAUUCUACUAUUCAGCCCACAGUAUUCUCUUUUGUGCACUCCAAAGCAUACCAAGAAGGCCAACGCCAGUUUGUUCAAGCAAUCGAAUCGCACAAUCCUGAAGCACUUACAACUCUCCUCCAGUUUUAUCCAUCCAAUGUAGAUAUUUUACUUCAGCUGAGUGAGAUCUGCAAGCACCAGAACGAAAUCGCGCCGGCUGGGGAAUUGGUUGAGCGUGCUCUUUAUACAUUUGAACGAUCAUUCCAUUCUCUAUUUAAUAUAUCUGCUGGAAACUGCAAAAUAUCCUAUGACCGAGUUGAAAACCGCUCGUUUUUGAUCUGUUUGUAUCGCCAUAUUGAGCAUCUAUCACGCAAAGGGUGUUGGCGUACCGCAUUCGAGUUCCAAAAACUGCUUGCAAACAUAGAAGUUGGAAACGAUUCUCUGUGUAGCUUGUUGUUUUUGGAUAUAUAUGCUAUCAAAUCAAAAGAAUUUGUUUGGUAUAAAAAGUUUUGGGAAGAUUGUGCAGGUGAGCAAAAGCUGCACACACUUCCAAAUGUUGCUUAUUCCAUUGCGUUGAUUCAUUGGGAGCUUGAACGUGAACAUGGAGAGAAUCACGAUUUUAGCUCACAGUUGCUACAACAGGCUAUAGCUCGGUUUCCUACCACAUUCAAUGCAUUGACCAAGGAUAUCACAUCAUCUCAGCAAAUUUUUGUCAAUAGCCCAUUUUUUUAUUCUUACAAAGAACACGGCCGCACAAGUGAAUCAGCAUUCGAAAUGCUUGGUAUCCUGUAUGCUGAAAAAGCAACAUCGGUUUGGAAAGUUCCUGAACUUUUAUCCUGGCUUAACUCACAAGCAACAAUUGUAUCUGAAGAUGCGUCUCUAGCUACUCCUCCAAAGUAUAUUGAAGAUGCUUUGCAAUUUAGAGUGCUUCAUCCAUCAACAGCGCUUCCGUUUUUACGCAACGUGUAUCGUAUUAUUUUUAUUUCGGAUAUUCGGUCAUUGAUUAGCUAUAUUCCUCAAACUACUUCUGCAGAAGAUAUGGUCAUGUAUGAUCCUUUCCCACCACUGAAUGUGGAAAAAUCAGUCUAUGCCGAGUAUCGAGAAACAUUAUUGAACCAGCAUAAUGAAGCAGGAUCAGGCGAGUCAUACUUGGAUAUGACUCGCCGGUGGUUUGCAGGCAUCCUUGCACGAAAUAACGGCAACCUGGAAGGCGAAGCUAGACAUGAGGAAAAUGAAGACGCUCAUGAGGAGGAAAUUGAAAGAGAUAUGAAUGAUGAUCCACAUGAUGAGGGUAUGAAUGUACCAAACGAAACAAGUGGAUUGAGGAGUUUAUUUGAGCGUAUUGGUUUGGGAGGGAUCCUUGGAUCAACUGGCGCCUCAAAUGAUCAACACGAAGCAACCGAUGAACAUCCCAACAAUGAUGUCACUGACUAGCUUUAAAAAGCAAUUGGCUUGAUAUUACAAACUCGACGUUUGUGGUGGAAACCAUUUGAUUGAAUAAACUUGCAUCUUUUGUUUUG
Molecule: messenger RNA, 2088 nt
Organism: Batrachochytrium dendrobatidis JAM81
Lineage: Eukaryota; Fungi; Chytridiomycota; Chytridiomycetes; Rhizophydiales
Exons: 5
Coding region: 5-2002 (665 amino acids)
Biological process (GO): ribosome-associated ubiquitin-dependent protein catabolic process; rescue of stalled cytosolic ribosome
Cellular component (GO): RQC complex
Source: RefSeq, a predicted model, not a curated record